UAUAAAUAAAUAUCAAAUAUGACAGCAGAAUAAGUCUUGUUAAAACUGGUUAUGUACCUUAAUCCAUUGUUUUGGUAUAAAUUCUAUUUCUAUGAAACGAUCUUCAUGGUCACUAUCACCAUCUUUGCUUUCUAAUACAUCAGAGGAUCAAAGCUUAACAAAAGAUUAGCCAAAAUUCAUAUGAAUCAAAUCAGCCUUGAGCUACAGAAAUAUUUUAAAAAUGUUGGUGAUAAGGAAUAGAACAUACUCUAUGAAUAGGAUAAUCCUCAUACUUACAAACUCUACGCCUCAAAUCAUCCCUCAUUGAAGUUUUGCUUAGUUGGAUUAUAUGUAUAUGUAUAAAAUUAACCAUCAGCUACACAGAAGAGAAAACUUGUUCAAUUAUUAUGGCUAUUAAUUUGUAUUCCCAUCCAAAGAGAGAUUGGUUAUAGAAAUAGGUGUGCAACCAUAAUUCAGAUAGUACAUCUGUUUUGGAAUUGUGAAAUAAAACCAGAUCAAGAGAAUCAAACAGGAAGGAUAUGAGGAUCUCAAGAAUAUCUGUCAUGUAUAUCGAUCAAAUAUAUCUAGAGACUCUGACAAUACCAGAAUUAGAUAAUUCUCUUUAAAUCCUCACAGAAUACGAUGAAAUUGCCCAAUCAAUUUGUACUCCUGAAAUUAUAAAACUGCUUAAUGCAAAUGAAAAGUCUAUUCAUAUCAUCUAUAUCUCUGAUGUUGACAGAGAUCCCGCAUGGUAUUCUUAAUACAUAUAUAUCUAAGCAAAAUCUGUGUUAAGGUUAUGACUAACCUAUCAACUAAUCCUGAUUAUCAAAAUCUAGUCUCAUUGGUUGUCCAACUGUCAUUAUAAAUUGCCUAAAUUAAAAUGGAUUUGAAAGUAACAUUUAUUUCGUAUUCAACUUAGAAAAUAAAUAAAGCUGGAUAGACACGUAGAAAAUUCAAUUCCAAAUUUAAAGAUUGAUUUAUAUCUGUAUGUAC
Paramecium octaurelia is the source of this 972-nucleotide messenger RNA. Lineage: Eukaryota; Ciliophora; Oligohymenophorea; Peniculida; Parameciidae. The record is from the annotation of a GenBank genome assembly.